AUGUCCUCACAGCGCGUCAUACAAGACUCUGAUGACGAGGAUGGAGACAUUCUCUCUGAUGUCGCAUCCUCCUGUGACCCUCUUCAAGAUUCAUCAUUUGCGCCGAAAGGACCUGGCACAGCGAUCAAGCGUGUCCAUGAGAAUCAACCGACUAUUCAAGAACAAGCACAAGCGCAAUUUUCGGCCAGCGAUCUACCGCAAGUUGAUUUCGAUAGGUUUUUGCGGUCGGAAUCGUCUAUUAUGGAAGGUGAUUAUGAGGAUGAGAGAUGGGUGUCGACUGCGAAUUCGAAUCCGGGCAAUGUCAUGCCAUUUGGAAACUUCCACGCGGAGCAAAUGCAACUACAAGACAACAGUUUCCGAUACACCGUCAAUGCGCCGCAUAACGCUCUGGGUUCGCUUCCACCAACUUCCAACGCAGACUACGAUGACACGGUAGUUGCAGACGACAUUAACCAUCCUUCGAAGCGACGAAAGGUCUCAAAUACUAAUACGCAAGAUACCUUGCUGAAAGAACAUGAUGAAGCCGGUUCGUCUUACGACUUUUUCGCAUCGCCUGAUCCGAAUGGACCGCGUCAGACGGCGACUUCGCUUCCGCCAGUUGCCGCUGUGGAAGAUAAUAGUGGCAUGCAACAUGAUGUUGAAACUAAGCCGCUGCCGAUGGGGACACCACCGCCUACGAUACCGUUCUCAGAGGAUCCUCUACCAGAAGAGCAGGAAGGAAUUGUAGUAGGGGCCACGACGGCUAUACAUGAAGUCCAAGAACCGGUCAUUCAACAGCCGCCAUCUGAGACGGAUACUGAAAUUUUGAGUACGAAAAAGAAAAGAGGACGGCCCAAGAAGCAGGAUACUAGCGAGACUGCAUAUAGCGAGGUUAAAGUUGUCCUUGAAAAUGCAGCUGAGGUCACAGAGCAGCAACCAACCAAGAAAAAGCCGGGCCGGCCAAAGAAGCAGGAUAACGAUGCUACAGUGGAGCAGCCUCCAGCAGCUGACCCAUCCAGAGAUCAAGGGUCUACAAAUGAAACAAACUCCGCUACUGCAACUACUGUGAAAGCGUCAAAGAAGAAAGUCAAACGCAGCAGAACAACUUCCGAUAUACCAAAUAACAAGUCCAGUGAACUAAAAGCCGAUCAGGAUGUUGUCUGGAUCGAGACGAAUCCAACUGAUUUCAUAACAAUAGAUGAAAAGACAAAUACCACGGGACAAGCCCCUGCUACAGAGGAAAUAAAAGUCUCCAAAAAGCGUGGCCGUAAGAAGAAAGAAGUCAUUGAAGAACCAGCAGCGACCUCCGCUGAAACUCAGACUGCUCUUCAGGAUAUUUCCAAUAUACAACAACAAGAUCCGCAACAGGGGAAACAGAAGGACAUCGAAGUCGAGAUUGACAACAUCAAACAACACGUACCAGAUGCAAUGGAUAAUUCCAAUGCUACAAACAUCCCUGAAACGCUAGUCGUAGGAGGAGUACAGACUCCCACACCUCAAGAGAAAAACAAUGCAAUGAAACAGGCGCCCAUUUCUAGCGCUGGCAAGGUCCCGUUUAGAGUGGGCUUGAGUCGGAGGGCUAGAAUUGCGCCGUUGCUGAAGGUUGUCCGGAAGUGA
Talaromyces marneffei is the source of this 1596-nucleotide messenger RNA. RefSeq lists its product as uncharacterized. The coding region runs from base 1 to 1596 and encodes 531 amino acids. Gene Ontology annotation, molecular function: DNA binding. The transcript is spliced from 2 exons. The record is from RefSeq and is a predicted model, not a curated record. NCBI's taxonomy places the organism in Eukaryota, Fungi, Ascomycota, Eurotiomycetes, Eurotiales, Trichocomaceae.